AUGUACUAUGGUGUUGUUUCUAAGUACUCUGAUGCCCCGCCAACCGCCCCUGCCGAUAUCGAUACGGGCGGUAUCCGCAACUCCAGUUCGUCAUCUCACCGAACCACGACUUAUAUUGCCCUUCUGAGACCCGUGUACGCCAGCGUUGUCCCGUUGUCGACUCAAGGAGCACGCUCGCCGCCACGACUGAGCCCCGCCCCCGGAACUAACCCAUCAUUAUCGGCCGAGGUCCCAACAACAACAACAGCAAAGAUGGUGCAGGAGUUCAAGCUCUCAGCCCAACUAAAGGGCCACGAAUCUGAUGUUCGGGCAGUUAGCUUUCCAGCAGCUAACGUCGUCCUCUCUGCCUCCCGAGACCACACUGUUCGACUUUGGCGCAAGGCGACGAGCCAGUCACCCUUCGACGACACUAUCGUUAGCCAAGGUCACGGCUACAUCAACUCUCUCACCUUCAUCCCACCUACUGGCGAAUACCCCGACGGCCUGGUUGUUUCAGGCGGCGCCGAGCCCAUCAUCGAGGUCAAGAAGCCGAAUGCGACACCUGAUAUUAAUGCCGAGCGACUCCUAGUUGGACAUGGCCACAAUGUGUGCACACUCGACGUCUCGCCCGACGGAAAAUGGCUUGUUUCUGGCAGCUGGGAUGGCAAAGCGAUCGUUUGGAAUACUGCUACUUGGGAGAUGGCCCAUGUGCUCGUCCACAACAUGGACAACAGAGGUGUCUGGACAGUCCUCGCAUACGACGCGGAUACCAUUAUUACCGGCAGCGCCGAUAACAACGUACGGAUAUUCCGACUAAAAGGCGCUACGGGCCUCGAAAUUGAAGCUUCACGCACCCUCAGGACCGGUGAUGUUGUGCGCGCAUUAUGCAAGCUUCCCUCAGGCCUGAAGGGACAUCCCAGCGGUGCUGAUUUCGCCAGUGCCGGUAAUGAUAGCGUCAUUCGGCUAUGGAAGUUGUCAGGAAAAGAGGUGGGAAAUCUUCAGGGCCACGACAGCUUCAUCUACUCACUUGCCGCCCUACCUACCGGCGAAAUUGUCAGUUCUGGAGAAGACCGCACUUUGAGAAUCUGGAGGGGCUCCGAAUGCAUCCAGACUAUUACACACCCUGCCAUCUCGGUGUGGACUGUGGCCGUCUGUCCCGAAAAUGGCGACAUUGUGUCCGGUGCCAGCGACAAUAUGGUCCGUGUCUUUACCCGGAGCGCUGAUCGGACAGCGGACACCCAAACCAUCGCCCAGUUUGAAGAGUCUGUGCGAAGCUCUGCAAUCCCACAGCAGCAGGUCGGCUCUAAUAUCAACAAGGAGAAGCUUGAUACCAAGGACUGGAUGCAAACCAAUUCCGGGACCAAGGAUGGCCAGAUCAAGAUGAUUAGGGAGGAGGAUGGCACCAUUGGCGCCUACCAAUGGUCCAUGGGUCAACAACAGUGGAUCCACGUCGGAACAGUCGUUGAUUCUGCUGGUAGCAGUGGCAAAAAGGUGUCGUACAAUGGCCAAGAGUACGAUUACGUCUUCGACGUGGAUAUUGAGGAUGGCAAGCCACCACUGAAGCUCCCUUACAACCUGUCGCAGAAUCCGUACGACGCGGCCACCAAGUUCCUUGGUGACAAUGAACUCCCGAUCUCGUAUCUCGACAACGUCGCCAACUUCAUCACACAGAAUACUCAGGGUGCCACCCUAGGACAGGCCAAUGAGGCCCCCUCGAGCGACCCUUACGGUACCGACUCUAGGUACAUACCUGGCCAGGACAGUCAACCUGCGAAGCCUAAAUACUUGCCGCAUACCGAGUUCCUCAGUUUGACUAACGGCAAACUUGAGCCGGCCCUUGCUAGACUCAAGACGCUCAACACCAAGCACAUUCAGGCCGGGAACAAGCAUAUCGCGAUGAACCCCGAUAACGUUGAGAUUCUUGAGGAGCUUGUCAAGCAGCUGCUUCGGCCAGCUUCUGCUGCCGGAAAGUUGGCCAACUUGGACGCAUCAAAACCCAUUCUCCUCACACUCGUCACUCAGUGGCCGUACGCGGACAGGCUGCCAGCGUUAGAUAUUCUCCGUUGCCUCGCCGCCUGGCCUGCCGCGGCUUCCAUCACAGACGACCGCUAUGGCGACAUCAUCGACAUUGCGGUCAGGGGAGCACUUGACGUGGAGGAUACUGUAACUGCAGACGGCUCAUUGAGCGACUUUAUCGCCAACAAGGUUGACGCAACAAAAGCAAAUGCUAAUAGCGUCAUGAUGGCUCUUCGUACCAUUGUCAAUCUCUUCAAGCUUGACCACGGCCGGAAGCUCGUAGCCAGCAAGGCCGGCGUUAUUCUCUCCUUUAUGGGACACAUUGUUGGUCUCGACGGGGAUAAGGGCGUGAUUGGCGCCGAGAACAACAAUUUCCAGAUUGCCCUGACUUCGGCGGCCUUCAACUUUGCUUGCCUAUUUUACAGAGAAAGGAAGUUGGAUGCGAACUUGGACGAAAUUGCGCUUCUCAUCAUGAUUGUCGAGGCAACCGUGCGUAAGCAGAAGGAUCCUGAAGUCCUGUUCCGCGCUCUAAUGGCGCUCGGCAUGGUUCUUUCUAUCGGCCCACAGCCGGUAGCGGAGGCGAAGAAGCAGGGAGUUGAUGGUUGGUUGACUCCGGUGAUCGGGCAGACUCGGGAGCAGCGCCUCAAGGACGUUAUUCAGGAGUGUCUCUCGUAUAUACGGGCGUGAGGAAGUCGGAAAGGAGUGAAUGCAUGGGUCUAAUAUCACUAUAGCAAGGGACGUCGAGAUGGAGGGGUUAUUUGACGGCGGUCAAUGCAGUUACCAUAUAGCACCAGUGAGCCUAGCCGGCGUAGAGCUGACCACGUUCAGUAGAUACAGAUGAUCUUGAACUCUGACCACUUGGUCAUGGGUUGUGCGCUACC
Molecule: messenger RNA, 2876 nt
Organism: Neurospora tetrasperma FGSC 2508
Lineage: Eukaryota; Fungi; Ascomycota; Sordariomycetes; Sordariales; Sordariaceae
Exons: 5
Coding region: 1-2682 (893 amino acids)
Biological process (GO): proteasome-mediated ubiquitin-dependent protein catabolic process; ubiquitin recycling
Cellular component (GO): nucleus; cytoplasm
Molecular function (GO): ubiquitin binding
Source: RefSeq, a predicted model, not a curated record